AUGGUCUCCACAACAAAAGAAGGAGAAAGCGAGAAGCAUGAGACAAAAGAUAUAGAGUUUAAGUUCAAAAGUGAGCCGGCAGAUAUGAGCUUAAAGGAGGCAAUAAUGGAAAUAUACAAGAGGCACAUAAAAGAUGAGCCCACACUUCCUCAGCUGGCUGAAAAGAUGAAAAAGGAGUUGGAUUCAAAGUUUUCUAAAGGCUGGGUAGUUUUUGUAGGGAAGCAUAUGGUUGGAGCGUGCUCAUACAUUGAGCACACAUUGGUUGAUUUUGAAGUAGACGGUGUUUCGUUUGUUUUAUUUCAGACAUAUUGUCCUGAGCAGUAG
Molecule: messenger RNA, 324 nt
Organism: Vittaforma corneae ATCC 50505
Lineage: Eukaryota; Fungi; Microsporidia; Nosematidae
Exons: 1
Coding region: 1-324 (107 amino acids)
Biological process (GO): microtubule-based process
Cellular component (GO): dynein complex
Source: RefSeq, a predicted model, not a curated record